This is a messenger RNA of Cryptomeria japonica (Japanese cedar), 4566 nucleotides long. RefSeq lists its product as uncharacterized. Lineage: Eukaryota; Viridiplantae; Streptophyta; Pinopsida; Cupressales; Cupressaceae. The record is from RefSeq and is a predicted model, not a curated record. Gene Ontology annotation, biological process: ribosome-associated ubiquitin-dependent protein catabolic process; rescue of stalled cytosolic ribosome. Gene Ontology annotation, cellular component: RQC complex. The coding region runs from base 293 to 3895 and encodes 1200 amino acids. The transcript has 15 exons. Gene Ontology annotation, molecular function: tRNA binding; zinc ion binding; ribosomal large subunit binding.
CAACAUCUUCAAUGUAAGCUAAGAAGAGACGGAUGACAUAAAUUUUUAUUUUUUAUUUUUCAACCUGUUAAAAAAAUAGCCAAGCGCGUUCUUCUUAUGUCGAUUAGAUUUUAACUGAAAAGAUGUACACUCGCCUCUUUCAGAAAGGUAAAAGAUCCAGGUUCGAUUCACAUUCGCUACUCAUUCUUACAGAAUGAAUGAAUGAAUGCUGCCAGAGAAAGCCCUUUGUAUGCUGUCUGUUGCAGAUAUAAUUAAUUUAGCGUUCCGGGGGUAAAUUUUAAUUCCACAAAAAAUGGUGAAAGUUCGCAUGAAUACUGCCGAUGUGGCGGCAGAAGUGAAGUGCCUCCGAAAACUCAUUGGAAUGCGCUGCUCUAAUGUCUACGAUUUAUCGCCUAAGACAUAUAUGUUCAAGCUUAUGAAGAGCAGUGGGGUUACAGAAUCUGGUGAGAGUGAGAGAACAUUGUUGCUUGUUGAAAGUGGUAUACGGUUGCAUACAACAGUUUUUGUUCGGGACAAAAGUAUGACUCCUUCAGGGUUUACUCUGAAAUUACGAAAGCAUAUAAGGACACGAAGGCUUGAAGACGUUCGUCAACUUGGAACUGAUCGUGUUGUUGAUUUUCAGUUUGGGCUUGGUACAAAUGCACAUCAUAUCAUUCUUGAACUUUAUGCUCAAGGAAACCUUCUCUUGACUGAUUCGGACUAUAAUGUUCUUACACUAUUGAGAACGCACAGGGAUGAUGAGAAAGGUUUGACUAUGAUGCCACAUCAUUGCUAUCCUGUUGACAUGUGCCGACCUUUUAAGAGAACGAGCUUUGAGAUGUUGCAAACAAUUCUAAGCAAUUUAAGAAAAUCUGAAUCUGAAGGUUCAUUUCAAGGCAAAGUUGCAGAAGGUGGCAUUAAUCCUCAAGUUUCAUCAUCAUUUACAAAAGAGCCACGAAAAGAUAGCAUGCAGAAAACUUCUCAAGAACCAAGUUCAGAAAAACCAGAUAAUGAUAGUAGCAGAGGAGGAAAGAAAAUUACUUUGAAGACUGUCUUGGGAGAUAAUCUAGGUUAUGGACCUGCACUUUCAGAGCAUAUAAUAUUAGAUGCUGGUUUGCAACCAAACAUGAAAAUUGACUCUAGUAUCCUAGAAAAUUUCAAUAAUGAUAGAUUGCAAGACUUGGCUGCUGCUGUUGCACGGUUUGAGGACUGGAUGGAGGAGGUCAUAACAGGUACAAAUGUACCAGAAGGUUAUAUUAUUAUGCAGAAGAAUAUGCCUGGGAAAAGGGAAGGCUUGCAACAUGAAGAAAGGAAGUUGGAGAAGGUUUAUGAAGAAUUUUCUCCACUGUUGCUACAUCAAGUUGAAACACGGGACUUUGUGAAGUUUGGAACAUUUGAUGAAUCAAUGGAUGAAUUUUUCAGUAAAAUAGAGAGUCAACGAGCAGAGCAACAACAGAGAGCUCAAGAGGACUCAGCAAUGCAAAAGCUUAAUAAGAUCCGUUUGGAUCAGGAAAAUCGUGUGCAAGCUUUGAAAAAGGAAGUUGAUCAUUCUAUAAGGAUGGCAGAGCUUAUUGAGUACAACCUUGAAGAUGUUGAUGCAGCUAUCCUUGCUGUUCGUGCAGCCCUUGCUAGUGGGAUGAACUGGAAAGAUCUUGAACGAAUGGUUAAAGAAGAGAGAAAAGCUGGCAAUCCUGUAGCAGGCUUGAUCCACAGUCUGCAGCUUGAGAGGAACUGCAUUACUUUGCUACUGAGCAAUAAUCUUGAUGAUAUGGAUGAAGAUGAGAAGACACAACCAGCAAAUAAGGUUGAAAUUGAUUUAGCACUAUCAGCACAUGCAAAUGCACGUCGAUGGUUUGAAACAAAGAAAAAACAAGCAAGCAAGCAGGAGAAAACACUUACAUCACAUGCAAAAGCUUUUAAAGCUGCAGCGAAAAAGUCUCAACAACAGCUGUCACAGGCUAAAACUAUUGCCACAAUCUCACAUAUUCGUAAGGUUCAUUGGUUUGAGAAAUUUAAUUGGUUUAUAAGUAGUGAGAAUUAUAUGGUCAUCAGUGGUCGUGAUGCACAACAGAAUGAGUUGAUUGUCAAGCGAUACAUGAAAAAAGGAGAUUUGUACGUGCAUGCAGAACUACAUGGAGCUUCUAGUACUGUGAUCAAGAAUCAUAUUCCAGAUCAUCCAAUUCCACCACUCACACUUAAUCAGGCUGGAUGUUUUACUGUAUGCCACAGCCAAGCAUGGGAUUCAAAAAUUAUCACAAGCGCUUGGUGGGUGCAUCCUCACCAAGUGAGUAAGACGGCACCAACAGGAGAGUAUCUUACUGUCGGAAGUUUUAUGAUUAGGGGAAGGAAAAAUUUUCUUCCACCUCAUCCUCUUAUCAUGGGUUUCGGUAUCUUAUUUCGGCUAGAUGAGAGUUCAUUAGGAUCACAUUUAAAUGAACGCCGUGUAAGAAUUGAGAAUGAAGAUCUGGAAUCUGUAAGGGACAGGGAAGAAAUCCAUGAAACUUCAGCAGGGCGACACUCUGACAUGUCAGACAAUGAACUUGCUUCCGAAGGAGAUGGUAGUAUGGAUGAGGAUUCAAAUACAGGUUCAAAGUUAUCAGAAAAUAUAGAUAGUGCUGAUAAUCUAGCAAAUUCUGCUGGAAAUGGUGAGGCUAAUGGAAUUUCGGGUAUGUCAACAAGUGCAGAAGGAAAUGAAAUAGUAGGAGCCUUAGCUAUAGAUCAGCAAGAUAAUAAAUUUUCCACUGCAGACUACAACGAAGUCUCUUUCAAUGACAAUGAAGAAAAUGAAAUCUAUCAGAAUUCAUCGAAACUUGAUGAGCUAAUGGACAAAGCACUAGCACUUGGAUCUAUUAAGAUGUCAGGCAAAGAACAGUUCAAUAAAUAUGGGCUUGAAACUGACCAAACAGUUGCAGAAGCAGAGAAUAUUCAUGAAGUCAAUCAUUCAAAUAAAUCCACACAGAGAGAAAAGCCCUAUUUGUCAAAGGCAGAACGAAGAAAACUAAAGAAAGGAACACAGAUUAAUUCUUCAAAUAGAGAAGACCAAGAACUGUAUGAAGAAACUUUAGAGAGUGAAGAGUUAGGUAGUCAACAUGGACAAGUUGAAGGGGACACUAGUGAUGAAAAGCAGGACAUGACGGUACCAUCUGGAAAGGUAGGUCGUGGUCGAAAGGGAAAAUUAAAAAAGAUCAAGCAAAAGUAUGCUGAACAAGAUGAAGAAGAAAGACAACUUCGUAUGGCAUUGCUAGCUUCUGCAGGAAAAAGUUCCAAAGAGAAAGGAGAAGCAAAAAAAGAUAAAGAAGUUACACUGACGACAAAAGGAGUUGAAAGAACUGCUGGUGAGCCUGAUUUUGCAAAGAUUUGCUAUAAAUGCAAGACGUCAGGUCAUGUUGCCCGAGAUUGCCCAGGAUUUAUUGAGGAAGCUAAUGAACCUGUCAUGAGCUCCAGCCAGCACAAUAAUAAUAUAAUGUCCAAGGUUGAUCCAGAAGCAAAUACAGGAAGGAAGACACUAACUGAGAGUGAAAGAGAAAUCUUUGAGGAGGAUGAUAUUCACGAGUUAGCUGAAGAUGAAAAAGAAAAGUCGACUGAGCUGGAUACAUUAACUGGAAAUCCUCUACCAAAUGACAUUUUGCUUUAUGCCGUGCCUGUUUGUGCACCGUACAAUGUCUUGCAAUCAUACAAGUACCAUGUUAAGUUAACUCCAGGAACAGCAAAAAAGGGAAAAGGGGCUAAAACUGCAAUGAACUUGUUUGCUCAUAUGCAAGCUUCAACACCUAGAGAGAAGGAGCUCAUGAAAGCUGUCACUGAACCUGAGCUUGUGGCAGUAAUGCUAGGGAAUGUGAAGAUUACUGCCGCCGGCCUUACUCAAUUAAAACAGCAGCAGAAGAAAGGGAAAAAGCCUUCUUCGUCAAAUUUUUAAUUUGUAGACACAAACAAUUUCAGCAGAUGGGGAAUAAUCCUGCUAAAGACAAAGCAAAAUAAGAGCUGCGGUGCUUUUAUAUACACAUUGUGGGCUGACUUAAAAAGAUAGAAAGAAUUCCUGUUUGUGUGAGCAAAGGAAGAAAGAUGGCUUCAGUCUACAAGCAUAGUAGUGAAGUAAAAAAAGACCAAAAAUGAAGUCCCUUAUCCAGCUUCUUUCUGUGAGAGUGAACAGUGUCCAAAUCAGAGGGAUAUUAUGUAUGUAUCUCUCAAUUCAGCAGGAAAUUGAAAGUAUCAGUCAAUUCAGCAGGAAACUGAAAGAUGUGGUAAUGUAAGCUGAAUUCACAUGUUUGGUGAAAUGUUAAUGAGAGUUAUAUAGCUGUGAUACCAUCAUACAAUAUAGUGAAGCCUUUAUUCAGAGUUAUUUUUUAAUGGAUGUUAAAAAUUUUGAAGUCAAAUCUUACAAAUACAGGAAUGGAAGGGGAUGGGAAUGUGGAGCUGGGGGUGAGAAUGCAUCCGUGUAUCUCUGUGUUAAAGUUAAAUCUUAAAUAUAAAAGGAAAAGCAAAUUUGUCUUUUUGGAUCUGGAACUAAAUUGUAUUGCACUAUAAUAAUAUUUAUUACAUCAAGAGUGUGUCUACUAAGUUUUGAAUUAAAUGGUAUUAUUUCAGGCA